Messenger RNA from Mytilus californianus (California mussel), 1640 nucleotides. RefSeq names its product endoprotease bli-like. The record is from RefSeq and is a predicted model, not a curated record. Gene Ontology annotation, molecular function: serine-type endopeptidase activity. NCBI's taxonomy places the organism in Eukaryota, Metazoa, Mollusca, Bivalvia, Mytilida, Mytilidae. Gene Ontology annotation, cellular component: trans-Golgi network; Golgi membrane. Bases 36 to 1034 code for a protein of 332 amino acids. Gene Ontology annotation, biological process: protein processing. The transcript has 7 exons.
CUGGACAAUUUGGGAGAAAUUCUGCUGCCGUUCCAAUGGUGUCUGGAGCUAUUGCUUUAGUAUUGCAAGCUAAUCCAAAUCUCAGCUAUAGAGAUGUUAUGCACUUAUUGGUGCUGUCUUCAAACCCAAAUCUGCCAUUCAACCCAAAUGAUUUUAAAGAAAAUGCAGUCGGUAAAAAAGUGUCAAAAACAUUUGGAUUUGGGCUUUUAGAUAUUGGUAAGCUUGUAGAUAUUGCUGAAACGUGGCAAAAUAUAAAUGAACUAACGGUAUGCAGUUUCAGGUCCAAUAUUUCCUGCAGCCUAUCGUCGAAUCGUACGGAGAAUGUCACCUUUGAAAUUUGUAAGAUUAAUUCGUUAGAACAUGUACAGGUGUAUUUCAAAGUAGAGUCUCCAAGAUCAGGACAACUGACACUAGAUCUUUUGUCUCCAAGUGGUACAAUAUCAAAUAUAAUACCUGGAAGAUUUUUAGACCUCAACAGAUUGAACCUGAAUAUGACUGUUAUAACUGUUCAUUUUUGGGGAGAAUCAUCUGUUGGAAAAUGGACUUUAAUGACUGGGGACAUAAGUGGAAAUGAUUUAAUGCUUUCCAACGGAACAACGUUAGAAUGGGGUUUGACAUUUUAUGGAACAAAAGAUGCUUCUCCGUCAUCCCCAAUUACGUCAGCAUCCUCUACUAAAUUAUCAUCCGCACAUUCGUCGAUUAUUUCGCCUUCAGUGUUUUCCCUUCUUCCUUCAUCUUUUAGACCGACGAUUGGACACACGUCUGAACAAGAUUUGUCAUCCGUUGGAGAUUGUGAAGAAAUGCCAUUACAUGAUCCUCCUGAAGAAACACAUGUUGAAAUAAUAGUUCCAGUCGUAUCAAUUGUAGUAGCAGUUAUUUUCACAGGGUGUUUAAUUAUUUUGAUAUUCCGACGAAAACAGAUUUACAGUAUGGCUAGUAACAAAUCAUGUAACAAGAAAAUUGAUGCAGUUAAAAACAAAGAAGAACCCUGUGAAUUCAUAUCAACAAAUGGGUCAAGAUCAACAUGUGUAUGAUAUGCAAAUGAUUUUGUAAAAAUACAAAUGACAUAUAGUACUCAACAAUGCAAAUUUAACCUAUAUUGUAUUGUUUCAGUGUUGAUAUCUAACUUUAAGCAUACGAUGUGCUUUUCUUAAUUUUUCUUAAGUCAUUGUAAUAAAUAUCAUUUUCAUUCAGAUACUCUUUAAAAAUUCGGUAUUAUAAUUGAUCUGGUGGGAACAACACGAAGUAAUAACAAACUUCAAACAAAGCUUGAGUAAACUUCGAUGAACCCUUUUAAAACACUUGGUGUUAAUAUAUAUUUUAUUCAAGCUAUUUCCAAACUUCACAACUGUUCAUUGUCUUGUGAUUUUUCUGACAAAAAUACCUUCUUACAUGUAUAAAAAACACAAUGUCAUAUAAUGGAGAAACUUGACAUUAUGCUAUGUGUUUUCAUCUGACACGUUCUGCUUCAUGAAAACUUCAUCAGAAUUGAAAUAUCGCAGCAUACAAAAGUAAAAAUACAAGCAGUUGAUUACAUUCAAGCUUUUAAUCUGGCAUAAUCCUAAACGGUACUUAUCAGAAAUUUUAGAUCAUUGUUUCAGUAAAUGAAUGUCGAAUAUUAAAACGUUCAACAUGUUCAA